Messenger RNA from Zerene cesonia (dogface butterfly), 1510 nucleotides. RefSeq names its product cytoplasmic tRNA 2-thiolation protein 1 (gene Ctu1). Gene Ontology annotation, molecular function: tRNA binding. The record is from RefSeq and is a predicted model, not a curated record. Gene Ontology annotation, cellular component: cytosolic tRNA wobble base thiouridylase complex; mitochondrion. Bases 132 to 1478 code for a protein of 448 amino acids. The transcript has 4 exons. Lineage: Eukaryota; Metazoa; Arthropoda; Insecta; Lepidoptera; Pieridae. Gene Ontology annotation, biological process: tRNA wobble position uridine thiolation.
UUGGCUGUUGUCAAAGUCAUGAAUCACCUGGUCCACAAUUUAAAAUAAAUUAACUUUACAACUUGGGUAUUUUUGAGGCUAUAAUUGUAAAAUAAGCACUUCGAAGAAAAAUUACAUUUAACCUACAUAACAUGCCUGUCCCAUGUAAAACAGGCUGUGGCAAAAAUGCCAUGUUAAAGCGGCCUAAAACUGGAGAUGCAUUAUGCAAAGAGUGUUUCUUUUGGGCUUUUGAGACCGAAAUCCAUUUCACGAUCACAAAAGGGGAAUUAUUCAAACGUGGAGAUUCCGUUGCUAUAGCCGCUUCAGGUGGUAAAGAUUCCACAGUACUUGCUCAUGUACUCAAAACGUUAAAUCAACGUUACGAUUAUGGCCUCGAUCUUAUGUUAUUAUCCAUAGAUGAAGGAAUAACAGGAUAUCGAGACGAUAGCCUCGAAACUGUGAAACGCAACAGAGACGAUUAUGAAAUGAAUUUAAAGAUACUUUCAUACAAAGAUCUGUAUGGUUGGACGAUGGAUGAAAUUGUCGCACAAAUAGGACGUAAGAAUAACUGUACUUUCUGUGGUGUAUUCCGACGGCAGGCAUUAGAUAGAGGGGCUGCUAUGUUGAAUGUAAAAUGUAUAGCAACAGGUCACAAUGCUGAUGAUAUUGCCGAAACUGUGCUUAUGAAUGUCCUACGUGGAGACAUAGCGAGGCUAAAUCGGUGCACAGCUAUUUCCACGGGCAGUGAAGGUACAAUACCUAGAGUAAAACCUUUAAAAUACACAUAUGAAAAAGAAAUAGUAAUGUAUGCACAUUACAAGAAGCUGGUAUAUUUUUCAACCGAGUGUAUUUUUGCACCAAAUGCAUACAGAGGACAUGCAAGGGCUUUGCUAAAAGAUUUAGAAAAGAUCAGACCAUCGUGUAUCAUGGACAUCAUAUAUUCAGGUGAAACAAUGGCUGUUAAAGAGGCGGUAUCCCUGCCAUCACAGAGAGUGUGUUCCAGAUGCAAUUUCGUUUCCUCUCAAGAGGUUUGCAAGGCAUGCGUCCUACUAGAAGGCUUGAACAAAGGGUUGCCCAAACUUGGUAUCGGGAAAAGUUCAAAAGCAAAGAAGAUGCUAGAAGAUUAUAACGCCAGACAAAAAUUGGCGGCGGAAAUUGAAGAAAUGAAUGAGGAAUUUAAGAAAAACAACUGUGUGUCUAAGGGAAAAGUGUGUAAAAGUAGUUGCAAUACAAACCUUUCUGGUGAUGUGAAUCGUACACAUAGUGAUGUGUGUAAUAGUAAUUGCAAUUGUAUUUCAAAAAACUUGGUGUUACCAGAAAAUCCUAAAGUAAAUAAACUAAUAAAAGAAUAUGGUUUGCCGGAUUCGAAAGAUGUGGAAAUUAAUGUGACAUCAAAUGGGAAAGAUUUAAGUGAUUCGGAAAAUGAGAGUAUUUCAUUAGAAGAAGAGAAUACGUGUGGUGGUGCUUGUGGUAGUAAUGGCUUAAGUAUGACAUUUUGACUAAACAUACAUAUUAAAUUUGUCUUGUAUAU